This is a messenger RNA of Alternaria ethzedia, 1071 nucleotides long. RefSeq lists its product as uncharacterized. The record is from RefSeq and is a predicted model, not a curated record. Bases 1 to 1071 code for a protein of 356 amino acids. Gene Ontology annotation, cellular component: RNA polymerase II transcription regulator complex. Lineage: Eukaryota; Fungi; Ascomycota; Dothideomycetes; Pleosporales; Pleosporaceae. The transcript has 4 exons. Gene Ontology annotation, molecular function: DNA-binding transcription activator activity, RNA polymerase II-specific; transcription cis-regulatory region binding.
AUGGCGCCCACCUACCCUCCAUCCGGCGCUGCCAUCGAGUACCCCUCACCUGCUGCUUCUCGUCGGGCUUCCGAGUGUUUCUCGGAAGUGAGCAUGAGCAGCAGCAGGCGGGGCAGCUUGGCUGGAUUUGCGUCGGACAUGGAGAGUACCGGGCAGUGGCACUCUGUAGGAAGCGAAUCUAAGAGUCCUCUAGCACAAUUUGGAUUCUUCAAGGGUCUGACCGACAAGAAGACAACAAGAGAGCGAAAGGAGCUGUACAUCAAGGCCCUCGAGCAGGAGGUGAUCCGUCUGAAGGAUACCUUUGCGGCUACUACGAGGGAACGGGACGCUUUCGCAGACGAGAACCGUCGACUGAGAGAGCUGCUCAUGGCACAUGGCAUCUCCUUCGACCACUCCAGCCCGGGGAGCAAUGGCAUGGGCCGCGUCGACAGCUCCGCCUACGGAAGCUCCACUGGCAGCAUGUCAGGCUACGGGCCAGGAUCAGCGUCGACUGGCUACACAUCGCCACCAACACGCGGAUCAAGCUCUCAUGAUGGAAUGAACGGUCAAGCCUUGACUCUUCAACAGCAACAAGCCCAGCAGUCUGGUCACCAUCAGCAGCAUUCGAUGGACUAUGACCAGAUCGGCAUUGACUUCGUCUUAACGCUCGAGCGACCCUGCAUGGACCACAUGCAGUUCUUAAUGGUUCGCGCCAACGAGGCCGACGAAAACAUCAGCGGCCAUGCGCUCAUGGCAACGGCACCUCCCGAUGCGCACAUUACGAAUUGCCCCGAGGAGAAGUAUCCACAUCAGAUGCCGGACGUCAAGAUGCCGGAUUUGAUGAAACUACUCGAUCUCAGCAACCGUCUGCCCCUUGAUGGGGAAAUCACGCCUAUCAUGGCCUGGGCGAAGAUCCUCCAAGACGAAUGCUUCAGGGAUCUUUCCAAAGAGGACAUUGAGCUCGUGAAGAAGGAGCUCCUUGCCAAAGUCCGUUGCUACGGCUUUGGCGCAGUCCUCGAGGAAUUCGAAGUCAGCGACGCCCUGAUGACAGUUCUUGCUAGCAAAUACUCCAAUGGUCCCACGCCAGCAUAA